Molecule: messenger RNA, 1621 nt
Organism: Cornus florida
Lineage: Eukaryota; Viridiplantae; Streptophyta; Magnoliopsida; Cornales; Cornaceae
Product: TATA-box-binding protein
Exons: 9
Coding region: 553-1155 (200 amino acids)
Biological process (GO): DNA-templated transcription initiation
Molecular function (GO): RNA polymerase II general transcription initiation factor activity; DNA binding
Source: RefSeq, a predicted model, not a curated record
AGCACCGAUCUCCCUCUCUCUCAUCCUUUCUCUCUCCAUAACGCUGUCUUUCCUUCCUCGCCUCAUAUAUCUUCAGGCCAAAUCAAAACCCUCCCUCUCUAUCUCUCCCCCUCAUAUAAGAGGGCUUCUAAUCUUUACAAUACUUGCAUAUAUAAGGCACUUGCUUUUCAAAAUUUGGCGCUCUGGUCAAUUUUCCCACUCUUUCUCACUCGAUUCUACAGAAAUUUCUUGGAUUUUUCCGAUCUGAACGAACCCUAGAUUUCUCUUUAUUCGAAUUGUUUUGGAUCUGUCAUCUGUUUGUCUCAGAUCUUUCUUGUUUUUGAUCGAAAACUACUAAGAAUCGAUUUGUCGAAUUUUAUUUUUCAUUAUACUCUACUUUUGAAAUUGAAAUUAAAAUUGGGUAAAGGUUGUGAAGAGGGCAGGGCAUAAGUAUAUAAAAGUUUGUGAAAAUUGAAGAUUAACGGGUCGAUUCUUGAUCGGCUGGGUUAGGAGGGAUAUUAGGGUUCCAAAAAGUUUGUUGUUUGGGGAAGAGAAGAGGGGUAGAUACCGUAGAUGGCGGAUCAAGUCUUGGAAGGGAGCCAACCUGUGGAUCUUUCCAAGCACCCGUCUGGCAUCGUUCCUACUCUUCAAAACAUAGUCUCAACGGUCAACUUGGAUUGCAAGUUGGAACUUAAAGCCAUUGCACUGCAAGCCCGAAAUGCAGAGUAUAAUCCCAAGCGUUUUGCUGCUGUUAUUAUGAGGAUAAGAGAACCAAAGACUACGGCUUUGAUUUUUGCCUCUGGGAAGAUGGUUUGCACUGGAGCUAAGAGCGAACAACAGUCAAAACUGGCUGCAAGGAAGUAUGCACGUAUUAUUCAAAAACUUGGGUUUCCUGCCAAGUUCAAGGACUUCAAGAUUCAGAACAUAGUUGGCUCCUGUGAUGUGAAGUUUCCUAUCAGACUUGAAGGGCUAGCAUAUUCCCAUGGUGCCUUUUCAAGUUAUGAACCAGAAUUAUUUCCAGGCCUUAUAUAUCGUAUGAAGCAACCGAAGAUCGUGCUUCUCAUAUUUGUGUCGGGGAAGAUUGUUCUUACUGGAGCAAAGGUGAGAGAUGAGACAUAUACUGCUUUUGAGAACAUCUACCCCGUCCUUACAGAGUUCAGGAAGAACCAGCAAUGAUGUGUUCCAGGAAAAGUAUCAGCUUCCGGUGACAAGCUCAACUGCAAACAUUGCUCUUUUCUAGGCAUGUUAGUAAAUGCAGUGGGUUCAACUGUGAAUAUGCGGAACUGGGACUCCUAGAUGUGCCUCUGAUAAAUUAAAGUUGUGUCAGUUUCUAAAUAUUUUUCAUCUUCCUGAGUGUGGGUAUUGUUCCCCAACCUUCGAAAAGCAGUGGGCAAGAUCCCAUUGCUGUGACCUGGGUGACUGAAGAAUGUUCAUGUAGUGUCUGCCAAUUAUUAAGGUUGAUGGCAGAGAGAGUGGACUGAAGAACAAGUAGAGUACCUUUUGGGUUCUUUAAUGUGGACUCUUCUGUUAUUGAUACAUAAAUCCGAUUUUGCUUGUAGGGCCCUUAUUGUGAUAUGAAUGACUCAUUCUGAUUUUGAGUCUGAAAUUUUAUUCUUGUAUAGUGGAUUGGUUGGCUUAACAA